AUGGACAGCAGUACCCCAGGGAAACUCGAUGACACUGGAAGCUUUCAGCAUUUCUUAAAAGGAGAUGCCUUAGGUGAAGUUUUCAACUCAGAAUCUGCUACAGCCCACCCGUCACUGAGGGACUCUGAGGAGGACACUUUCUCCAGCACUGUGUCCCUGAAGGCUUCCCCAUCUCCUUCAUUCCAGGGCUUGCAGCCUCUGGCCUCUACCUUGUCACCAGUCCACAUGGGCUCCUCAGUUUCUGUUGAGUCACACACAUCCCAGAGUGUGUGUCAGCCUCCGGAGCCGUCGAUUGCUCUAGGAGAAGGGUCUUUUCCCUGUUCUCAUUUUCCUCCACCUGUGGCCUGCACUCCACCCAGGCACGACUCACACUUGGGUCUUCCCCCAUGUGACAUCAGGGAAGUCCCUCCAGACACCACCCCACAGAGCUCUCCAACCAACAGCUCUAGGGUGCCUUCUCCUAUUCCAGCCCUCAACUCUGAUCUUCUGGAUUUGCCAGCCAGAGUGAUUAGUAAGAGAGAAAAGCUGAAAUCAGCUUGUCAGGAGAAAGAACACCCUCUGGAUUGUCAGGGGAACAUGAUGAAGUCACUGGGCAGUGCACAAGACACUGCCAUCCCUCAGCCCCUCUGGAACACCGAGGGAAAACCACAGCAGCUUCCUGAUUCUCAGGAGCUGUUCUUCCCCAUGGUCUUGCAGAAAUGCUGCCAACUGUUCUGGGGCCUUCCCUUCCUGCACAGCGAGUCCCUGGUGGCUCCUGUCCAAAUGUCUGGUCAUCCACUAGACUUACCUUCUGUUUUAUUCAAUAGUUUCUCACACUUAGUGCCGGUACAAGUCCAAGCUAACGUACCUCCACCAUACUUUGUACAGCAGCCCUUACUGCAUCAUUUGGUCAAAUCACAACCCUUCACUCCAACCUUAACCUGGCCCCAGCCUUCUCCACUGGCUGAGAUCCAGGCCUAUGCCCAUGGCAUGUUCUCUACACCAAACUUAUCCUGUCCAUCACCUCCAGUGAGGUCCUGUACUAUCCCACCUGUUAUUCAACAGCUAGAACAUCAUUUCGAGAAGAAACACCUAGAAUGUCGUAGAAUUUUAUCUUCUGUGGUUGAAGAGUCUCACAAAACCUUUAGUCAAGAUCAGGGCCCCUGUAACCAGAGAGGCUUUAGCAACCAAUCCAGUGAUUUGAUAAGCCUUGAGAUGAGGAAAAAGCUGGAAUAUCACUUCCAACAGAGGGUCCUACAGUACCUCUGUAAAACAAAUGGCAAGAUCCAGCUGUCCCCUAAGAAUUUCACAGGGACAAAUCAGACAGACCACAAAUAUGAGUCUUUACAGAACUCUACAACUAUAGAUUAUUGCUACCGGAAUAUUCAGAAAACAACCUCAGAAUGCCCAGUAUCCCAGGGAUGGAAGAACUCUAGAAAGGAUUUUAUAAAGGCCAAAACACAGAGCAAAGUAGAAAGUGACUUGAUGAGACCAAGUAGUGACUCAGGAUAUUUUCCCCCAACUCAUUCAAAUGAGAACUGUCUAGGAGAAACCCCAAUAGCCCAUCUCAUCACUAAAUGGGAGAAGAUCAGUAGGGACAAGGUCCCUAUGCAUGUUAGUCAUUCCCGGGGCAUGAAAGUUCAUGCUUUGGCCCCCCUUGAAAACUCCAACUCUAGCAAGAACACUGGUGGAGAACCACCCUUAAAUACCAGGGAAACCUGCAAGAGCUCCUCCCAGGAGGUUUCCCACAUUGAUGCUGCCACUCGACAGCUGCUAGAUGUGCAUAUCAAGAAGCUUUGGGCAAAGCACCAGUGGGGCUUGUGCCUAAAGGUUCUCAAACUUAUAAAACUCCUUACUCUGAAAAAGGCUCCCUCUGUGUCAACUUCACAGGGAGCUUCUCCCUACAUGGCCUGUAGUAACUUCAAGGCCUAUCACCCAGUGAAGGAGGGUGCAUGCCGGAGAGAAGCCCUUCCCAAAGAACAAAAGAGCAAAAAGAGAGAAAAAAGUGAAGGUCAUGCCUUACAACCUUCUCAACCACUUUUACCACCUGAAACCCCGAGGGGAACACAGUAUAAUCAUAUCUGUGGUCCCUUGGACGCGUCUCCUACUAGAGAGGAAGGAAGACUGCUUUCUGAGACUCAAUCUUGUAUCCUAGUAGGACGAAACUGGCACCAUAACAUUGUGCCAGGAUCAGAGGAAAGCAGUUUAGAAUUAACUAAAAGCCCAGAAAUGGGCAUGUUUGUGACACAUGAGAAAGAAAACCUCUGCCACAGUGUAACCAUCCGAGAGGUCUUUGUUCCACCCAAAUCUGUGUACACAGAUCAUGUCAGGGAAAUGGCAGAGGAUGAAGAGAAACAGCCCACUAUCAUCGAUUUCAAUAACUUGAACCUCAGAAAUUUAGAACUGAGGACCACUGAAACACCAUUACCCUCCAGAAUUUCAGUUUCCAACUACCCACUUGAUUCAUGCCUUAAAGAACAGGCAGGGUCAACCAGCACAAGCGAAAGCACCCUUUUUGAUGAUAUCCUAAAGGACUGCAAUGCUGACCCAUUCCUGCAAGGUGGUGCCCCCGAGAUGCUUAUUGCUGACGACAUGUUUGCUUCCCAGAGUUCUCUGACUAGCUCACAGAACCUUUCGGGAAGCAGCAUAUCCACUUUCUAUGAGCGACGCUCUCCCUUGCCAAAGGGAGUGCAAAUCAUGAAGCAGCAAGAACCUAAGACAUCUAAACUCCAGCAGCCAUGGUACAGCAAAAUUUUUCAUGGGCAUAAUGAGACACAGAGCUGUGAGAGGCCCAAAGCUACAACACAGAAGGCAAAGCCAGCAGGAAUGAGGCCCUCACAAGGCUGGAAGCUGAACUCUCCUGCCCAGGUCAGGAAAACAAGAACUGUGAGGAAGAACUCCAGCCUACCUGUGUCAGAGAAAGCACAGCAUCCCCCAGAGAGUCAGUUCGGAAACCGAAUAAAGAAGUUUUUUAUGUAUAUUUUUAAUACAAAAGACAGUCAGGCAGACUCACUGCCAAAUUCAAAAAUCCAAUCAGCCAAUAGCAAGAACCAUGACUUAAUGACAAGUAGAAUCCAAGACGUUAGAGGGCCUGAAACCCAGACACUCGAAAACACCAUUGGGCAAAUCCUAGAAGAAGAAAUUCACCUUAGGCCUUCUGCCUCCAACAAAACUUUCCACAAAGAAUUUCAAGCCCUCACAGAUAGACAUUCCCACUCCCACAUGGCUCCUCCUUACCAAGAAGGGGGUCAAUUGGGCUCCUUGAUAGAAAAGAAAUCCAGGAUUCCUCCCUUGGUUUUUGUUGCUUUCGUAGGAACCAAGAGGCUGCUGUUCAGAGCAGCAGCUGCCAUUCAGCCUGGUCAAGCUCAAUAUAACAAGCUCCGGGCAGCUCUGGACAAGCUGAGGAAGAACAAGGAAGAAUCUGAGAAGUGGAAUGCUGAACUCCCAAGACAAAUUUCUUGGCAGACUCAAAUACAGGGCAAGAUACAAAAUGUUCAGGCUGAUUUUACACAGUGGAGAGGCAUCCUGGACACUGAGGAGGAGAAAGUACUGCAAAAGCUGAAAAGGGAGGAGGAAGAUGGUUUGCAAACCCUGGCAGUGUCAGAAAAUGAGCUGAUCCAGCAAAAAGAGUGGGUAACUGAGCUCAUCUCAGAUGUGGAGCGUCUUUUAGAAGGGUCCACAGUGGAGAUGCUGCAGGAUGUGAGUACCAUCAUAAGAAGAUGUAAGCUCUUGACAAUGAAGAAACAUACCUUUCCCCAAGAAAGAAUAGACAGUGUCUAUUCUGGUUUGAGAGUGACUACAAAUGACAAUUCGAGAAUUGACAUUUCUAAGGAUCAAAGAAAAAUAAGAUACCGGCCAAGUCAUGAUCAUACUAUUUAUGAAGUUCCCCGACCAAAAAUUGGUUACUGGAUUAUAGGGAUGGAGAAUAAAUCUGAGUAUGAAGCUUUUGGGGAGGGUCCUACCACCCAUUCUCCUUUGUCCUUGCCCCUGUCUUUGCUUGUCGCUCUUGAACAUGUUGGGGUUUUUGUAGACUACCAGGCUGGCUCAGUCUCAUUUUACAGCACUACGUACAAUGCAUUUCUCAUCUACAAGUCCACUAACUGUGCCUUUACCUGUGAAGUGUAUCCAUAUUUCACUCCUUUACAAUGUUCAGAACCUAUGACUCUAUGCUGA
Messenger RNA from Dipodomys ordii (Ord's kangaroo rat), 4152 nucleotides. RefSeq names its product spermatogenesis-associated protein 31A6-like. The record is from RefSeq and is a predicted model, not a curated record. NCBI's taxonomy places the organism in Eukaryota, Metazoa, Chordata, Mammalia, Rodentia, Heteromyidae.